AAAAAAAAUCAAUACACAAAAGCAUAUUUUUUUCUUGGUUGUGGUAAUAACCAAUACACUCGUCUGGGCUACUGAGUUAUGCAAGUCAGUGUAUAUCUGCCCGUACCACGCGACCCCGUACUAGUCGAUGAUCGCAGACCAAUUAUGCCGACCAGCGAUGUUAUACACCUCGAAUCAGAUGUAACUGGAGGGAAUUGACUACACAUCACCCGCUGAACGCUCGGCCAAGUCGCACGGAGGAUUUUUCUACGGGAGCCGUGACAUUCGCAGAGACCCGCCCAGUUUUCUCUCACUUCCUGCUGUCUUCUCCUCGUUGUUGCUGUUGUUCGCCUUGGGACAGUCGUACGGUCGUCGGCAUGGCGUUGGACUGCUUUCUGGGUAAAUGGAGAGAGGAGACUAAAGACGGGUUUGACGAUCUGGCAGAGGCUAUAGGCCUACCAGGCGACAAAAAGGAAUUCUACAAAUCAGCUAAAACUGAGAUUUCCUACACAAAAGAUGGCGAACUUUGGACAAUCAACGUGGGCUACACUGGCGUCCCUAACGGUCGUGUAUUUAAAUUCAAGCUCGGCGAACCGUAUGAUUCCGCCAACCUUGACGGGUCUCCGAUGAAGAGUGUGAUAACAGCAGACGGCUCCAAAUUUUUAGAAAAACAUACCGGUACAGCCUUAAACCAGGCGCAGAUGGACAUUGAGCGAUGGGUGGAAGGAGACACUAUGAUACUUAAAUGCCACUGCAAGGGUGUAACUAUGAUAUCACACUACAAGCGAGUCUGAUAACUGUUUGUUGGAAAUGUGCUCAAACGUCAUUGGCUGAUUGUUGACUUUAAGGAGAAUUUGUUGAUGUUGUAUGCAUGGCUGUUGUGACAGUACAAAGGCUAUAAACACGAUUCGACGUGUAGAUAACAGCUUGUUAACUAUAAGGAAAAUGCCUCCACUUGGCUAAAAUGUUCGUAGUAUGGCGAACUAGCUUUGGUUAACUUCAAAACUUCAAGAAUUUGAAUGUUGUCGUUAUACUUAAGGUUUGGAAAAGAUUUUAAAUCAAAAUCUUACACUGUUGUAAAUGCUUUUUGUGAAUAAAGCGAAAUAUGUAUUAAGACGCAAUGCUUGCAGAUUAUACCUUUAACACGUUUUAAAAAGUAUUUGUCUUUGUAAAGAUCUAGAAAAAAGACAUUUGUCUAAACAUUUUACACACUAAAAUGUUGCUAUUAAUGUAUCUUUUUCCAAGCAAGAGGUUUUGCUUUAUUUAUUUUUUACAAUUAAUUAUGAUCAAAUUAGUAUCUGUCUUUAAUAAUUUGAUUAUGUGCUGAAUCCAACGUGACAAUAAAGCUGUAUUAAAAAGUUUUAUUACAAA
This is a messenger RNA of Gigantopelta aegis, 1350 nucleotides long. RefSeq names its product fatty acid-binding protein, adipocyte-like. Gene Ontology annotation, cellular component: nucleus; cytosol. The transcript is spliced from 4 exons. Gene Ontology annotation, molecular function: fatty acid binding. Gene Ontology annotation, biological process: fatty acid transport. The record is from RefSeq and is a predicted model, not a curated record. The coding region runs from base 357 to 773 and encodes 138 amino acids. Lineage: Eukaryota; Metazoa; Mollusca; Gastropoda; Neomphalida; Peltospiridae.